Trematosphaeria pertusa is the source of this 2046-nucleotide messenger RNA. RefSeq lists its product as uncharacterized. The record is from RefSeq and is a predicted model, not a curated record. Gene Ontology annotation, biological process: phosphorylation; phosphorelay signal transduction system. The transcript is spliced from 3 exons. NCBI's taxonomy places the organism in Eukaryota, Fungi, Ascomycota, Dothideomycetes, Pleosporales, Trematosphaeriaceae. Gene Ontology annotation, molecular function: phosphorelay sensor kinase activity. Bases 1 to 2046 code for a protein of 681 amino acids.
AUGACCGCUCCGUUGGGCCUCUUCGACCUGCCAACACCACCGACAAUCACUCCGCCUGUGUCCGCCGCCGUUGAUCUCCCGAAGAACGAAGAUAGCCUCGUCUAUGAUAUAUUCCGCGCCGUGCCUAUCCCAACGCUAGUGCUUGAUCCGGCCCUCGUCGUGGUGCAGGUGUCAGACAGCUACUCUCAGGUCUCAGCUGCCUUUGACCGCGAGCAGCUGCUCGGCAUCCAUAUCGAUGCAUUCUGUGCAAAGGUGACUCUUCCGUCGCUCGCGUCGGCCACCAAGGCCAUUCGGACCGCCCAGGAAACUGCUCGUCCCUACCAGCUUGACGAGGUGCUGCUGACCGGAACCCGCACGUGGAGUCUCCGCACCCUACCCAUCAUACGCCAUGGUACUCUUCGCUGCAUUCUAAUGGAACUCCAAGACAUUACGGACGCGCAUCGGAAGCGACUGGAACUCGAGGAGCGCCUGUACACCAACGAAACAUUCCGUAUCCUAGUCGAAACGGUCAAGGACUAUGCCAUCUUCAUGCUCGACCCGCAGGGAAACGUGGCAACCUGGAACGAAGGCGCGCAACACUUCAAGGGAUAUACCAAAAACGAAAUCAUCGGAAAGCACUUUUCCAACUUUUACAGCCAAGCAGACCGCGACGACGGCAAACCGGAGCGAGAACUGCGCGAUGCUUUACGAGAUGGUCGAGUCGAAGACGAGGGGUGGCGGUACCGCAAAGACGGCUCCAAAUUCUGGGCGAACGUAGUUAUUACGCCCGUCUAUAGAGGAGACACCCUCCUCGGAUUCAGCAAAGUCACUCGGGAUUUGAGCGAGAGGCGAAAGGCUGAGGCAACGCUUAUUGCAGCUUAUGAAGAGGCCGCUCGGCUUAAAAGCGAGUUCCUGGCCAAUAUGAGCCACGAAAUCCGUACGCCUAUGCAUGGCAUGCUAUCAGCUUUGACCCUGCUGCUUGAUACGCCUCUGAACCCCGAACAACUGGAAUUGACCCGCGUUAUCCAGGAGUCAGGUGAAGUGCUCCUGCAGGUUAUUAACGAUAUCCUCGACUACAGUAAACUCGAAUCCGGUAGCUUCUCCAUCAGCCAUGAUAUUAUCAAUGUCCCUGAUAUCAUCCAGUCGGUGUUCCGCGCGCAUCAGAAGUGCUGCAAGCCCGAAGUGCUUCUAGAGAGCAAUCUCGAUCCACUUCUGCCAACGUCGGCCGAAGGAGACAGUCUCCGCUAUCGACAAAUCGUCCAAAAUCUGUUGUCAAAUGCCGUCAAAUUCACCGAGGAGGGAAACGUUCGCCUAAACGCAAAGCUACAGGACGAAGACAACGACUCAUUCACUAUCCUCACCGAAGUCAUCGAUACCGGUAUUGGCGUCUCCCCUGACGUCGCUGGCGCGCUGUUCACUCCUUUCACGCAAUUUGACAAUUCUGCUACGAAGAGAUAUAAAGGGACAGGCCUAGGCCUGAGCAUCAGCAAGAGCUUAGCUGAAUUGAUGGGCGGAAGCAUUGGCUUCCGCGCCAAUCCCGAAGGUAGAGGAAGUAUAUUCUGGUUCACCUCACGGCUGAAAAAAUGUGAGCAGCUGAAGCAGAUCGAAAACUUGGAAGAAAAGCUCGAUGCCUUAUCUUGUCCGUCACCCAUCUCACCGUUCGAGGAGCUGAAACUAGCCGCGGAGAGCCAACGGGUGCUGCUGGCGGAGGACAACCCGAUCAAUCAAAAAGUAAUGCAGAAGAUGCUCACAGGACUCGGCUUCAAGCAUAUCGACGUGGCCAUGGACGGCAAGGAGGCAGUCAGACUCUCAACGCGGGAUCCGCCACCGUAUCACCUAAUCCUAAUGGACAUCAACAUGCCAGUUUUGGACGGCGUCGGCGCAACGAAAGAGAUACGGAGAGCUGGGUUACAAGUUCCUAUUGUUGCCAUGACCGCAAAUGCGCUCAAAGGCCAGGCUGAGUCCUAUAUCGCCAAAGGCAUGACGGCAUAUAUCCCCAAGCCCGUGGAUCGGAAGCUCCUCGUAAAGCUACUGCUCAACUGCGUCAAGCGAGCUGAACCCGGAUGA